This is a messenger RNA of Bursaphelenchus okinawaensis, 5274 nucleotides long. NCBI's taxonomy places the organism in Eukaryota, Metazoa, Nematoda, Chromadorea, Rhabditida, Aphelenchoididae. The record is from the annotation of a GenBank genome assembly.
AUGCUGAUAUUGGCUUUGUUGGCAGUGAUCUCACUACCAAUCUUGUUCAGCAGUGAAAGUAAGGAUGGUCUCAAAGAGUUGGAAUUCCCUUAUUUGGUGUCGGCACCGUCGAUGAAGCGAAGUAAUGAUCUCAGUUUGUUUCUUCAGAGGGAAGGCUACAGGGAUGAGGCCGAACUUCUACAGAAACUGGUCAAGGAUGUUAAUGUAAGGCUGUUUUAUAAAACACUACUUUUGUGCGUUGUAUGAGUUUAAUAAUCUUAAGUACAAGGUUUUUGUGUUAUUCUGUGUUUGUUUAAAUUCAUGGUUUUAUAGGAGACAACAUAUGAAGAUACCUUUUUACUAGAUAAUUCUAAUUGUACUAACGCACUCAGAAGGAGACGACGUAAUGGGUUACCUCUUAUAAAAGGCUUGGACGGCGGUUACUUAUAUGCCUCGUCUACAACAAUAUUAGUCGAUCGAGCUAAAAUUGAGUAAGCAAAGGCAUUUGAGUCAUUCUCAUCGUGUACAGUGAUAUUUAAUUUGUUAUCUAUUAUAUAUAUGUUUAAUCGGUUUAAAAUGUCUUUAAACCUGUAGUUUUCAGCGAUAAAGGUGUAAACUCAAAGCCGCCUGAAAGCGAAAUUUGUGUGACAUUUGCGAAUAUUGUGGAGAAUAUGUCAGAACGGCCGAAAGUCGUUGAGCUGGAUACGGACGUGGAUGAACAUUACUUUAAAAGUAUUGGGAAUGCUUUGUCUGGCCAAUGUGAAGAGUUUUUACCCUCCAUAAGAGAGACGAUGAUUUUAUACUUAAUUAAACUACAAGUGGUCGACCUACGGUUCUUAGAGAAGAUAAGGAACAGUGGACCUCAAAGUGAUAAAUUGGAUUUUAUUUUAGGUGAGGUUCAAUUUUGGUACGGGUAUAAAAACGCUAUGUUAACAUAAUGUGACUUUUCUGAAAGUUAUUUCUAUUCUUGUAAAUUACUAAACAUAACUCUAAUUGAAUAUUCAGGUCAACUUUACCUUGCACUAUCAGAAGAUGAAAAAGGAGUAGAGUAUCUGACCAAUCUGCGGGACACCAACAACCGUUUUGUUAUUCAAUUCUUUUUGGCUGAUUACUAUGCUGAAAAAUUGGAUUUUGUUAAGUAUAGGCUUAGUCUGGACAAAGCUGACUUGUUGAAUCCAGAAGAAUACGAAUUGAUUUUUGCUAUAAGUAGAGAUAAAGACCCUUACCAAUGUCAUACAGAUUUCUUAAAGUACAAAGAUGUUACACUGCACGCAGCUAUGAAGAGCAUCAAUGACGAGAAAUACGUGUAUGUUUUGUAAAGAAAUUUUUUACAUUUUAAAGGAUUUGGAGCAAAGGGUUAUAUUAGCUUGCAUUAUGAAUAUUUUAGAUUGGAGAGGAUAUUAGAGCUACAUCAGUCAAUAACCGAGUUAAAUGUCGACGAAGCCGAGUUCCUGAGUUCCUUGAUGGAGUUCUUCUAUGUCAAGUUUGGAGUACUUCAAGGUCAGUGCAACCUUUAUUUUUACCUUUUUGACAAUUUAAUUGGUUUCGUAUUUUAUGAUCUGCAUUACGUUGCAACGUUUUUUUAAAUUUAGGUAUCAAAUGUACUGAUGUGUUAAACGAGAAGGGCAACCUUAAAAUGAAAUGCACGGCUACAGACAUGGAAGAGUUCUACAAAGCUGCUACCGAAAAGUUGCGCGAGUUGCAGAAACAAAGAACGGUAGUGACUUUUUUGAUUUGAUAUAUUCUGGUGUUCUUAUCUUAUAUGCUAUAUAUCUAUAGCGAUCAAGCGUAUUUUAGACUGGCGAUAAAAAGCUUCAGAAGGCGUACCAUGGGAAGCGAACAGUGGGAGCCAAGGUUGACGAUAUAAACAGAAACCAGUUCAUGAUGAAGGUAAAGCCCUACGAAGGACUGGCAUUGGACGAACCUCCGCUUUCAGUGCAAUACCUCAGGUUUGUCAGUUUUCCAACUUAAAAAGUGUCUUUUACAGUAUGUUUACUUAAAGUAGUUUUGGACUUGUAUAACUACAACAAUUACAUUAUACGUCACUUUUAAUAUUAUUACAUUUACAUAGAGACAAGAACCCAUCGUUUUCUAUGCCAAAUGUUCAGAAGUUUUGUACGAAAGAGUUUGCGCAUAAGUCUACUGUAACUUCAGACUACGGUCACUUCAUUUCUGUCGAAUCACGUGGCUACAGGUAAUAUUUAAUCUAAAACUAUGAAUUCAGAUAGUUUGGAUGACUUCUGAUUUUAAAUUAGAAGCUAGAGGUGUCCAAGUGUCAACCUUAGUUGUGGGUUGGAUAGCAUAACUUUUCUUAAUGAUUAUAUUCUGAUUGUGUCAUUUGCAGUUUGCACGAUUUGUUGAACAAGUAUCUUGGCAUAACCCCAAACGAACUGUUACCUUUUCCUUGGGAAGAGCCGAACUGUGCAGCAAUUGAUGUAGACACCAUGAACAACAUAACGUUAUUGCAAAAGGUACCAAUUUAGUUAAACAGUAGCGCUUAGUAUUUUAAACGUUUAGUUUUUCAAAGAAUUUUAUUUAGGUAAAGGAUUAUAAUUUGCAUAACUAUAUUUAGAUAGAAACGAUACAAAUCUUGUGGAAAGAGCCGAAUCUGUUUCCAUCUGAUUCCGAUCGUAUGUAUCUGAUAGAGAAGUUGGAGGAGAUGAUCGGGGUUAACAGUGACGGCAGCUUUAUAUUGGCUGACUUUGGUCAGAGAAUCAAUUAUUUGAAUAAGUUGGUAGGUUCUGUUGCUUUACUAUAUGAUAUGGAUCAAUCUACUGUAUUUUCUAAAAUUUUUUAAAAUUUAAAAAUUGAAAAAAUUAAUGUUUUAUUAUUUGAAAACCUAUUUGGUGAUAGUAUUUUGAGUUUUGAUUAUCAGCCUAAUCUUAAUUUUUAGAAAAUUGGCCCGAAAUGGGUUCGAAACGAGUUGGCCAUACUGUAUUUCCGAUCUUUGGGGCGCUUCAGAAAUGCAUUGGAAUGUAUCGUUGAGAAUCUGAGCGGUGGCGACAUUGAAGAUCUUCCCAAUUCUGACAUGACUUUGGUUCAGCUGGCUUCCAUUAUCAGAGAUAGUGGGAUUGCUAACGAAGAUGACGACAUCAACUUACUUCUUAAGGCUGCACUGUUGAAUCAUCAGCAUGAACAUGUAGGUGAACUUGACAAGUAGUUGUUUGUAACCAUAUAACUGGCAUUAUGUUUAAACAAUUUUUAAAGACUUAUUGUGGGGUUGACAGUAACAUUCCUCUUGCUAAUAAUGUCUUCUUUACAGCCUCUCACAUACUACCUACUGUCCGAGUACACUGUAGACCCAGAUAAGCGGGUACAGUAUCUAUUGAGGAGUUAUCAGCUAGACCCAUCUUUCAUUCAAGUUCAAAAGCAGCUUUAUCGCCAAUACUGUAUGAGUCAAGGCUUGAUAGGACCCCCAGUAUCACAAUUCUUCCAACCAGUAUGUUGUUGGAGUACUGAGCACAAUAUUUACUGUUUCGGAGAUCCGAAUGAGGAGAAGAGUUGUUUCAAGAUCAACGUGGAUACUAACACAACUGAAGUCAAACUGUCCAGCUUCAGAUGCAGUCGGAAGUAUACGGUAAGCACAACAUGGCCGUUAUUGCAAAGCGUUUUGAUUAGUAUAAACAUUACUUUAUUGUAUUAUUUAAGGUGGUAUUUGAAAGUAAAAAUGUUUCUUUUAGGCACGUUCAUUUGCCCCAUCACCUAGAAUAACGUUACUUUUUGGCUUCAUGUAUCCGAUUGCAAAGUUACGCGAUCGAAAGAUCAUAGAUAAUAUGCACAAGUUACUGGCCGAGGAGAAGCCACGUCGAAGGGUCAAAGCUACUACUUUGAACGCUGUAAGUUAUAAAGCAUAUCUUAUUGGUCUAAAAAAAUAAUACGAUAAGAAGCUUGGUGAAAAAUAUCGUUUUAGUUGCCAUUGGACUACGGUGGAUAUUCGGUUGAAAGGAUCAACAAAUAUGUCAACUUGAAUACGGUAAAUGUGGAUAAGUUGUCUAACAAAUACACCAAUCCCACGGUGAAGAGUGCUGUGAAAGCGGAGAAGAAGGUGCUCAAGGUAAUUUGCAUAUUAUUUAAAAAGAUUUUCAUAGUCGAAUAGUACAAUCUGAAACCUUUAUCUGAUUUUAGGCGUUAGAGACAAUUGACUCUGUGCCGUGGAACGAGAUUGUCAAGUACGACAUGGGAUUGCCGUCGGCAAGUUUAUUUUGAUGGUCGAUUCUUGCAUUCUUACUGACAUGCUUAUGGUUCCAAUGCUCUUGUUUCAGCCCUUGCCAAUCCCAGAAGGUUACCUGAAAAGAAAGGGAAAGAACCUGUACGACUCUCUUAAGUUGUCGCCUCUGGACUCAUGUCAACAGUCUCGAGAUGCGAAGUUACUGGCACCGUAUUCGAGUGAUAUGUUGAUAACAGCCAAAGGGGUUGACCUGAAAGGGUUUAAGGAGUUGUACACGACAUCGGUUAACGGAUCUGCUGAACCACAUUGUCCUUUGGCGUCUACCACUUCGAUUUCUUUGUUUGACAAUAUGGCAGCUCUCAAAUAUCAGGAGAAAUUCAACUUUUACAAACCGGAAAAGGCUCUUAAAGAUGUAGGUUUUACCGUCUUUUGAUUCAGGUUAUGAUAGGUGAAGGAACAAAGAAUUGGGGCGUAAGUGGUAUGAAGUAUAGUACUACUGUAUUAAUAGCAUAUUUUUAUUACUUUUAGCCAUUCUUGAGCAUUACAAAAGGAAAGGACACGGUCCAAUCGCUGGCGACAAAGUUGUCGCUCGCAAUGUCAUCAAAAGACAAUAAAAAGGAUCUUUGGAAGUUGAGUACGAUAGCAGCGUUAUACUGGAGACUGCAAGGUGAUGCUGUCAACGCUCUGAACUGCCUGUCAUACGCGUUGAAGUACUCUCCGAAGCAAUAUCGAGUAAGUAAAUCAUCUUGCUGUAACCGUAAAAGACUUGGUGUUGCACCGCUCUGUUUGUUCCAUGAAUAACCCUGGUAAAUACAUACAUCUUUUUCUUAUUUUUAAGAUACUUAAAGAAUGUGUGUUUUUAGGACGUCACAGCUAACGGUCUGGCCAAUAUCUACCAUCAAGCUGGCUUCCUGCACAGUGCACUUCAUGCUGCUGACUUCGCACUCAAGAACUCAGAGACCAACGAAGUGUCUGUUCAUCUUACCAUUGCCAACAUAUACGCAUCUUUGAGGUAUUACGACAACGCUCUACAAUUCUACUACUCCACUCUGGCUCUACAGAGUAACUUUGUCUUGUCGCGUGAACGAAUUCGGGUGAUUCAGUGUAUUAAGAAUCGAAAAAAUUAA